AUGCGUCUCUCCAUCGCCCUCCCCCUCGCCACCCUCUUCCUCGGCCUCGCCUCUGCUUGCACGCCGGGCGAAUACUCUUGCGGUGCUGGUGCGAACAAGGAUACCGUCAUGCAGUGUGGUGUUGACGGCAUCCCGGUCCCCGUCAACACCUGCGGUGGUGGAAUGACUUGCAAGACUGUUGACGGACGGGUGCUUUGCGCUCCUUGA
Aspergillus chevalieri is the source of this 207-nucleotide messenger RNA. RefSeq lists its product as uncharacterized. The transcript has 2 exons. NCBI's taxonomy places the organism in Eukaryota, Fungi, Ascomycota, Eurotiomycetes, Eurotiales, Aspergillaceae. Bases 1 to 207 code for a protein of 68 amino acids. The record is from RefSeq and is a predicted model, not a curated record.